Molecule: messenger RNA, 1297 nt
Organism: Aplosporella prunicola CBS 121167
Lineage: Eukaryota; Fungi; Ascomycota; Dothideomycetes; Botryosphaeriales; Aplosporellaceae
Exons: 3
Coding region: 1-1074 (357 amino acids)
Source: RefSeq, a predicted model, not a curated record
AUGAGCCAUCGAGUUAGCAAGAGCAAGAGAAGACGCAAUCCCUGGAAAGAACCUGAACUCCAGAGACUUCAAAAGCUUCUUGCUGAAAUUCCAAGGCUAACCCAUGCACAAAUCAAAGACCGACUGGAGGGGGAAAGCUAUCCUCGUCGGGGCCAGCGAUCAGUCUCUGUCAAAAUAUGCGAAAUUAGAAAAAAAGAGAAAGAGAGUUGCGAGACACUACAACCAGACAAUCCUUCCUCAAGAGACGAGGACCAUGAGAACUUAGCCAACGAAACCGAGACGCAGGUGGACGGUGUCAUCCCGACAGGCCGACCGUUUUCAGUUCCGCCUCCAGACAUUGGCAACCCUUCCACUACGAUCAAUUCGCCCCCGGAUGCAACAGAUGUAGAUGUAUCACAAGUACAAAAUGCUCAUCGGGGCACCACACCACCGGGAGAGCCACCGAUGCCAGUUGUUCAACUUGCGCCGCCACUCCCACUCCCAGAAGAACACAUGGAGAAUGUCCAUAACGAGGCGACUUCUUCAACAGAGGAUGCACAACCACGAGAUGUACACGGCGGCACUACGCCACCGGAGGAACCAGAAUCCAGUGAUGCCCACCGUGAGUCAUCACUUCCGGAAAGGCCGCGAAUUCAACGCGCCCAUUAUGAGGCACUGGUUCCAGAAGAACCACAAACACAAGGCACAAGUGGAAAUGAUCUGCUUACCACUUGUCAACACUUUAAGGACCUUCUUUCCAAGGACACACAAGCGGCACAAGGCAGGGCGGAGCAUCGGCGGCCAGUAGAGAUGCGCCAUAAUGAGAACAGUGACGCUCUGUUAAAAACUCUGGAAAGGGGGGAAACCCUGAGCGAAAGAGAGAAAGCGUUGGAAGAACAGUUACGCUCUGUACGGAUACAGCUGGUGGAGAACAGACGGGAAACGGAUGUGCUUGCGGAAAAGGUGGUGACAGAUCAAAAGCUCUUGGACCAGUGGAGGGAGGAGGAUGAGCAGGAAACGGACAGGCUACUGGCUGUACAGAAGCUUAUCGAUCAAAGACUCGAAGUGACUGGAAGACUCUGGGCCGGGAUUUAGAGUAGUUUUCGACGUCUUUGACGUCUUUUCUUUUAUUCUCUUUAUUUUCUUCUUUACUCUAAAUGGCUGGAGCUUUAUUGAUACUGCGUAAGGUAACGAGGGCUCUAGGUACUACGAACCAGUUAGUCGGUUUUUCGGUCAGCUUCUAACUUUUCUUGAUAACAAAAGCAUUACGCAAGCCCUCUAUAAAUGAGCGACAAACAAAACGUUUGAAGAAGCGAGU